Molecule: messenger RNA, 1808 nt
Organism: Neogale vison (American mink)
Lineage: Eukaryota; Metazoa; Chordata; Mammalia; Carnivora; Mustelidae
Gene: METTL22
Product: methyltransferase 22, Kin17 lysine
Exons: 11
Coding region: 139-1299 (386 amino acids)
Biological process (GO): protein methylation
Cellular component (GO): nucleus
Molecular function (GO): protein methyltransferase activity
Source: RefSeq, a predicted model, not a curated record
GCAGGCCGCCUACUAUGGCGGCCGCUUGAGCCGGGCGCCUGUAGGAUAUCGUGGACUUCCCUCUGCAGCCCGCGGCAGGUGCUGCUGUCCCAUGAUUCAUGUAGAGCCCGGCCAUGGUAGCUGGCCCCCACCCCAGCCAUGGACGAGGUCACCUUCAAAAGUGACACUGUGCUCUCAGAUGUCCACCUCUACACCCCGAACCACAGGCACCUCAUGGUGCGGCUGAAUGGCAUGGGCCAGCCUGUUUUCCUGUCCCAGUUCAAGCUUCUGUGGAACCAAGACUCUCAGACAGACUCCAGGGCUGAGGGUGGCCGUCAUGGCAUGGGUCCUGCAGAGCAGACAUCGCCCUCUGGGCCAGGCAGCAGCAGACCCCCUGUGGGGAGUGGCUGCAGUAGUGAAGCCACCAGCCAGGAGGGGGUGGGAGCUCGGCUUGACGAGGACGGGGAUUUGGACGUCGAGAGGAGACCGCGGGCAGCUUCGGACUCCGAGCCAGCAGAGCCUCCAAGAGACAAGGUACAUCCCACGAUUCUAACACAGGAGGAAGAUGACCCCCUGGCAGACGAAACACGAGAGAGCAGCCCCCAGGAUGUCAUCAGAAUAGAGCACACCAUGGCCACCCCCCUGGAGGAUGUUGGCAAGCAGGUGUGGCGGGGUGCCCUGCUCCUGGCCGACUACAUCUUGUUCCAACGGGACCUCUUCCAGGGACGCACCGUGCUGGAGCUCGGAGCGGGCACGGGGCUGGCCAGCAUCAUCGCAGCCACCGUGGCGCGUACCGUUUACUGUACAGAUGUCGGUGCCGAUCUCUUGGCCAUGUGCCAGCGAAACAUUGCCCUCAACGGCCACCUGACUGCUGCUGGAGGCGGUGUAGUUAAGGUCAAAGAACUGGACUGGCUCAAAGACGACCUGUGCACAGACCCGGAGGUCCCCUUCAGCUGGUCACCGGAGGACAUCUCCGACCUAUACAGCCACACCACCAUCCUGCUCGCGGCCGAGGUGUUUUACGAUGAUGACCUCACCGACGCUCUGUUUAGAACGCUGUCCCGCCUCGUUCACAAACUGGAAAAUGCCUGCACAGCCAUUCUGUCUGUGGAGAAGAGGCUGAACUUCACGCUCAGACACCUGGAUGUCACGUGUGAGGCCUACGACCACUUCCGCACCUGGCUGCAGCGGCUGGAGAGGCUCUCGGAUGGCCGACUGCGCUUCGCAGUGGAGCCGGUGGAGGCCUCCUUCCCGCAGCUCCUGGUCUAUGAGCGCAUCCAGCAACUGGUCAGGGGGAAAUCAGAAACAAAUUACCCUUGAAAAUCCCAAGAGCUACAAGUCCAAAGGUCUGAAAUGAAUGACUUGUUCUCUUUGCCUCGUGGCUGUGCCUUUUCUCUCGGUCUGUGGAGACCAGUCCUAGUUCUGAGGAGGGGGGGAGAGAGGGCUCUCCCUCGCAGGUUCCCUGUCCCGCUCCCCGAGCGAGCCCAGCUCUGGACUGUGGUUGCGGCGCGUGAGAAGCAGCGCUCUGUUCGCGGCUGCGCCACCUCCCCGCCCGUCUCCCUGUAGACGGCACCCAGUCUGCUUCGGCCCGGGGAGGACUCAGUUUCCACUAAGAAAUUGGACUUUCUCCACUGGCCCGUGUCAGGAGGAGCACCACACGGCCACGAAAAUCAGCUCCUUAAGAAAUUCAGCAGUCACGGGACAUGGCACUUACGAUCUCCCCGAAUGGAAAAAUGGCAACUUGGUGCCAUUCUUCUGGUCCAUUUUGAUCAUGUGACAUCCUCGUGUGUCUUGGAUGAAUGCCAGGACUUAGCCAUCCCGCGUCUCUU